Messenger RNA from Closterium sp. Naga37s-1, 1926 nucleotides. The record is from the annotation of a GenBank genome assembly. NCBI's taxonomy places the organism in Eukaryota, Viridiplantae, Streptophyta, Zygnematophyceae, Desmidiales, Closteriaceae.
AUGUUUGUGAUCGAAAUGCCCCGGUACGGGCACUUCAAUGUCCGAUUACGAGUUAUUAGUGAGGCGGUUCUCAACCCCAAGGGAGCUUGUCCUAUAGAGACGGACAGGGAGGUAACUCCUGCUGCAAUGCUCCUCACCUCCCACGCCCCGCUGCUCCCCCGUUGUGCUCCUCCCUUGCUCCCAUGCCCCGCUGCUCCCUUGCUCUUAUGCUCCCCUGUGCCGUGCUUACGCUUCCACUCCCCCUUCACCCACGCUUUCACUCCCCUUCCCCCACUGUUCCACUCCCCCUUCCUCCACCCUUCCACUCCCGUUCCCCAACGCUUCCAAUGCAACAUGCAUAACUGUUCCAAUCCCCUUCCCCGACGGUUAAUCUCCCAUUCCCCCACGGGAACACUCCCUUUCUCACAUGCUCCCACUCCCCUUCUCCCACGCUUUCACUCCCCUUCCCCCACUGUUCCACUCCCUCUUCCUCCAUGCUUCCACUACCCUUACCCCACUCUUCCAAUGCAAUAUCCCGCACUGUUUCACUCCCCUUCCCCCACUGUUUCACUCCCCUUCCCCCACUGUUUCACUCCCCAAAACCCACUUUCCACUCCCCUUCCCCCACGCUUCCAAUGCAACAUCCCCCACUAUUUCACUCCCCAUCCCCCACUGUUUCACUCCCCUUCCGCCCCUGUUUCACUCUCCUUCCACCCCUGUUUCACUCCCCAUCCUCCACCGUUUCACUCCCCUUCCCCCACCGUUUCACUCCCCUUCCCCCACUGUUUCACUCCCCUUUCCCCACUGAUUCACUCCCCUUCCCCCACUGUUUCACUCCACAAAACCCACUGUUCCACUCCCCCUUCCUCCACCCUUCCACUCCCACUUCCUCCACCCUUCCACUCCCCCUUCCUCCACCCUUCCACUCCCCCUUCCUCCACGCUUCCACUCCCCUUCCCCCACGCUCCCACUCCCCUUCCCCCACGCUUUCACUCCCCUUCCCCCACUGUUACACUCCCCUUCCCCCACGCUUCCAAUGCAACACCCCCCACUGUUUCACUCCCCAUCCCCCACUGCACUCCCCUUCCCCCCCUGUUUCACUCCCCAUCCCCCACUGUUUCACUCCCCUUCCCCCACUGUUUCAAUCCCCAUCCCCCACUGUUUCACUCCCCUUCCCCCACUGUUUCACUCCCCUUCCCCCACUGUUUCACUCCCCUUCCCCCACUGUUUCACUCCCCUUACCCCACUGUUUCACUCCCCUUCCCCCACUGCCUCACUCCCCUCCCCCCACUGUUUCUCUCCCCAUUCCCCACUGUUUCACUACCCUUCCCCCCCUGUUUCACUCCCCAUCCCCCACUGUUUCACUCCCCUUCCCCCACUGUUUCACUCCCCUCCCCCCAAUGUUUCACUCCCCUUCCCCCACUGCAUGAGGCUCCCCUUCCCCCACUGUUUCACUCCCCUUCCCCCACUGUUUCACUCCCCCUCCCCCCACUAUUUCACUCCCCUUACCCCACUGUUUCACUCCCCUUCCCCCACUAUUUCACUCCCCUUCCCCCACUGUUUCGCUACUCUCCCACCACUGUUUCACUCCCCUUCCCCCACUGUUUCACCCCCCUUAUAGCUCUGUCUCCCAUGCUCACCUGCACCCAUGCUCCCAUGCUCCCCUGCACCCAUGCUCCCAUGCUCUCCUGCACCCAUGCUCCCAUGCUCCCCUGCACCCAUGCUCCCAUGCUCCCUUGCACCCAUGCUCCCAUGCCCCUGCACCCAUGCUCCCAUGCUGGUCUACACCCAUGCUCUCAUGCUCCCAUGCACCCAUGCAUCCAUGCUCUCCGGUCCCCAUGGCUCCCAUGCUCCCCUGCUCCCAUGCACCCAUGCUCCCCUGCACCCAUGCUCCCAUGCUCCCCUGCUCCCAUGCACCCAUUCUCUUCUGCACCCAUGCUCCCAUGA